AUGGAUGCGAGUGGCACCUCUGACCCGUACAUUGAGAUCUACGUGAACGACGUGCAAAGGGCCAAGACCAAAACGGUCAAGCGGACGCUGAAUCCCACGUUUGCUUUCGAGGAAGAGAUUGCGAUUUGGUCGCCAUUUUCCAUCGUGACGCUUCGCGCCGUGGAUAAAGACAUGCUCACCAAGGAUGAUCCGAUUGGGUUUGUCGAUUUUUGCGUCGCAGAUCUGCACCCGAACGGUGAGGAAGUGCGGGGACAACUGGAGCUCCGGAAGAUGGAGCACUUCGAAGGCACUGCCAAGAGACGGUUCUUGAAGCACCGUCGCCGGCGGGACGACACCUAUGAUGAAGAUGAGCUCCAACCAAGCCCUGAGGCCGAGCGCGACCGCGACGACGCAGAAGAUGACGGGACUAUCUCUUCUUUUGCUGCCCUGAUGGGCAAAAAGGGCCUGUCUCGGAGCAUGUCCAAGGCAGCAGAAACAAUGGUCAAGGCGGCAGAAAUGGCAGAGAAAGUGAAGCCUAGAAUUGUGACGACUCUGCAGACGAAGGUGGCGAACGUAAAGCCACCUCGGCCCGCCAUGUGCUGCGGGGGCUUGAAUGGGGAGAAGGAUGAAACCUCUGGUUUCCUGCACUGGCGCAAGAAACGGCUGAAUGCUGGUGAGAUUGACAUAUCAAUGAGACUGGAAACGCAUAUGCAGCCGUCCUACCCCGAUCACGAGGUGCCGAAGCAUGAGCUCCUCUACACAGCAGUCUUCGAACCCGAGAGGAUCCAGGAGGUCGUCAAAGAUGCUGAGUGGUUUGCCUGCUGCUUUCCCAUGCCGUCUUUUCAGAGUGCCGAGCAGCUCUCAGACAAGUUUUCCGUCGGUGCCAUCAAAAGCUUUUGGGAGGAUUUGCUUGAGGCGGUGGAGCAACUCCUGCAGGUCUUCGUUUGGCCGAUCUUCAACGUCUUCCUUCUGAUCGUGGGGUGGUACUACUGGCCUCUUUCUUUUGGUGCUCUGGCCUUCAUGUGGCUCUGGUUCUUCUGCUUCGCAGAGAUGAUCUGCAUCAGCCCUUUGGUGGUGCUGGCUUGCUUCCAUGCGCUGCGGAACCGAAGCUGCUCCAACUUCUUGUUUGCGCAUCCGAAAGUUGCGCCUUUGAACGAACAAGGGUUGAAGAUGGUUACCUUCCUCAGCAGCUCGAAGGCCAUGGGGCUCUGGCUCAAACGACUGGUCAAGGACCAGGGGGGCUGGAUCGACAAGCCGGCGGGGCUCAAGGAGUUUGCCAAGCGCACGCACAAGGAUGGACAGCCCGCACCGGAUUUCGCGAACUUCGAGGACCUCUUGAGGACACUGCGGUCCUCCACAUGUUCGCACUUCAUCUCCUGGCACAGACAGCCGACGAAGUGUCGCUACUGCGAGGAGAACAAGUGCGACAAGGGGAACUGCAGGUUGGAGUUCUGGGGUGAUGGUGCCGUGUGCGGUGGUGAUGCUAGCAUCGAGGGGUGGCAGCUGUGGAAAUGCUGCGGGCGGAAGUGCAAGAACAAGCGGGAUGACGAACCGUGUUGUCCAGAAGGCCGAGAUGCCGAGCCUCCACGGCUGCACAUCGGAUGCCAGCGGUAUCGCUGCCCCUGCUGCGCCAAGAACGGUCUCCCGUCGCGGGACAUCUGCGGAGCUUGUGUGCACGGCAGCACCGGCUCAAUGAUCAUGCACAUGGCAGAGACGUCCGCCGCGAAACAGCUGCCAAUCUUCCGGAGUACGGUGAUGAAGGCAAUCAAGGAGGUGAUCUACGACUCCGGUCCCAUGCUGGAGCUCUUCCAGGAUUUCAUGAAGAGGGCCCUUCGUGUGCUGGAGCAUUUGCGCACCGCCAAAAACCUAGACAAAGAGGUCGAGAAAUAUUCGGUGUAUACGAGCGUCACGCUGCAUGUUCUCAAGUGGGUCUUGGGUGAGUAUUUCGUGCCGCUGCUUGCGCUCGUCGUGAAGCUGACGAUCCUAGUCGUUGGCACAAUGGUGAUUCUGCUGAAUUCGGCGCCCCUCCGCCGGCUGCGAACGGCAGAACUGGCCAGCCGGCGCCUGCACCGGUGCCAAAAGUGGCGCCGGCGUGGAGGGCGCCAGGACUGUCCGAACUGGAAGUUCUUCACGCCCGACUCGGAUAGCCAGCCAGCUCUGCGACUGCCGAUCAAGUCCUUCGACACCCUCGGCGAAGAGUUCGACCAAUCAUUGAACUUCCCCGUGAGCCCCUAUGGCAAAGCCUAG
This is a messenger RNA of Symbiodinium sp. CCMP2456, 2226 nucleotides long. The record is from the annotation of a GenBank genome assembly. Lineage: Eukaryota; Dinophyceae; Suessiales; Symbiodiniaceae.